Messenger RNA from Ichthyophthirius multifiliis, 1215 nucleotides. RefSeq names its product tpr domain conserved. The transcript is spliced from 5 exons. Gene Ontology annotation, molecular function: heat shock protein binding. The record is from RefSeq and is a predicted model, not a curated record. Lineage: Eukaryota; Ciliophora; Oligohymenophorea; Hymenostomatida. Gene Ontology annotation, cellular component: cytosol; mitochondrion.
AUGUUUGGAGAAUUAUACUAAGAUAAAAAUUAGCCAGCACCAGAAUUACUAUCUGAUUUAACAUUGGACUAAAUUGAUUACGAAUGGAUAGAAAAUUAAAAAAAAGCUAGUUUUUUGAAAAAAGCUAUAAGAUUAAUUGAAGAAGAUGGUGAUUAUUAUAAAGAUUUAAAAGAAGCUUGCAUAUAAAAACUUAUUAAAAUCGAUCCUUCUAAAGCACCUAAAAAAUUCAAUAAUAAUGUAAACGAGGAAGUAAAAUAAUAAAUCUAAAAAGACAUAUAUAAAUGGGAAGAUGAGGUAACUAAAAACGAAAAAACCAAAAUUUUAGAACCUGAAUAACCUUUAACUGAAGAAUAGAAAAAAAGAAGAGCCGAAAACGAAAAAAAUAAAGGUAAUGAGGCUUUAAAAUCGAAAGACUUUAAAGAAGCAAUCGAAUAUUAUACUAAAAGUCUUCAAUAUGACCCUUAAUUAUCAGCAUCUUAUUCUAAUAGGGCUCUAGUUUAUUUAAAAUUGAAAGAAUAUUAAAAAUGUAUAACUGAUUGUAACAAAGCAAUAUAAAUUAACCCUGAAUAUACAAAAGCAUAUCAUAGAAGAGGUAAAGCGAAAUUCGCUUAAGAUAAAAUACUAGAAGCCUAUUAAGAUUUUAAAUUCAUUAUGUAAAAAGAACCUGAUAAUCAAGAAGUAAACGGAGACUUAAAAGAAUGCUAAGAAAUUCUAAAAAAGUAAAAUAUUUAAACUACUGAAGGAUUCAGACGAAUAUAAAUAGUGGAAGAAGAUGAAGAUGAAGAUGAAGAAGAAGAAAAAGACUAAGAAGAAAAAGAAUAAAAAUAACAAUAUGAUAUUUAAGAAGUUUAAAAUAUUGAAAAAUAAAAAGAAUUAGCAAAUGAAGAAAUAAAAAAGGGAAAUUUUGAGACUUCUUUGAAAAUAUUCGAAAAAUGUGUUUUUGAUUUGGAAAAAAUAAUUGCUAAAUUUCCUUUAAAAGAAGAACUUUUAAUUAUACUUAAGUUAUUGAAUAUACUAAUAAAGUUAUAGAAAUGAAAAAAAACAUAUCUCCUUAAAUUCUUACUAAAGCUUAUUUAAGAAGAGGUAUGUCUUAUGAAAUCCUAGAAAAAUUUAAAAGAGCAAACAAAGAUUUUAUAAGAGUAAAAAGAUUAGAACCAAGUAAUUUAUUAGCUAGUUAAGGGCUUAGAAGAAUUUAAACUAGUUUAAGUUAUGAUA